Megalops cyprinoides (Indo-Pacific tarpon) is the source of this 3920-nucleotide messenger RNA. It is a transcript of the gene styxl2, whose product is annotated as dual specificity phosphatase 27. Gene Ontology annotation, molecular function: protein tyrosine/serine/threonine phosphatase activity; MAP kinase phosphatase activity. Gene Ontology annotation, cellular component: cytoplasm. NCBI's taxonomy places the organism in Eukaryota, Metazoa, Chordata, Actinopteri, Elopiformes, Megalopidae. The transcript has 6 exons. Gene Ontology annotation, biological process: protein dephosphorylation; negative regulation of MAPK cascade. The record is from RefSeq and is a predicted model, not a curated record. Bases 104 to 3460 code for a protein of 1118 amino acids.
GCUUCUGUCCCUUAUCCCCCAGACACACAGCCCACGUCCCCCGUCCUGAGAGCCAGGAAAAGGAGACUUCCCGCAGACGUCCAGCUGAGCAGACGGUGUUGCCAUGGCGUCUCAUAACGAUAAAGAGGAUGAGCAGGAUCACGUGGUGCCGGAGGAUGACAGCACCAGCGUCAGGUCCAGUUAUCCGCGCAGCCCCUCCCCCAGCAGGUUCUCUGUUAUCUCAGACACAGACACGGAGAGCAUCUUCAUGGAGCCCAUGCACCUCACCUCUCUACUGGCCACCAAACAGACCAAAAACGAGGAGACGAAGCCACGGGAGGCAAAGGAGGAAGCAGGAGCAGAGGACACACUGGAUGCAGUGGAGCAGAUGAUGGUGGAGGACCUUUACAACUGCGUGAAGGACAUAGUGGACGACUCCAGCCCCUACAACACCCCCUGUGUCCUGGACAUCCAGCGCGCCCUUGUGCAAGACCGCCUGGAAGCGCCCCUGAACCCUGUGGACGAGGUGUGGCCCAACAUCUUCAUUGCCGAGAAGAUGGUGGCAGUGAAUAAGUCACGGCUCAAGCGGAUGGGGAUCACCCACGUCCUGAACGCGGCCCAUGGCACGGGCGUCUACACGGGCCAGGAGUUCUACGCCGGCAUGAACAUCGAGUACCACGGCAUCGAGGUGGAUGACUUCCCCAGCGCUGACAUAUCCCCAUACCUGCGAACGGCCGCUGAGUUCCUGGAUGAGGCCCUGCUGACUCACAAGGGGAAGGUGCUGGUGGACUCAGUGAUGGGCGUCAGCCGCUCCGCGGUAUUGGUCGCUGCCUACCUCAUGAUCUUCCACCACAUGACCAUCAUGGAGGCGCUGCUGGCUCUGCGCAAGAAGCGGGCCAUCUGCCCGAACGAGGGCUUCCUGAAGCAGCUGCGCGACCUGAACGAGGCGCUGCUGGAGGAACGUGACGAGGAUGACCGCAGCGACACCCUCAGCCAGUGCUCCGUCAUCGACACGCUGGCCCGCCGUGAGGAGGCCGGCAGCCUGCUGGGGGCCAAGGCACACUCCAUCACCGUGGAGGAGGAGGAGGACGGCAUGAGCAUGCUGAGCGGCAGCGUGGUCUCCGCGGCCCGGACUGGCAGGGACGGUGAGGGGGCCCGCACCCCGACGCUGCCGGGUGAACGGGAGGAGGAGGAGGACGAGGAGGAUGACGUGGACCGCGUAAUCCGCGAGUGGCAGCAGAGGAACGAGAAGUACCAGAGCGAGGACUGGUGGCGGGCCCAGCUGAUGUGCGAGGACGGGGAGGAGUCUCUGGCGGGGGAACGGCGCCCCCUGCCGGACGACCUGGAGAGCGUCACCAGCACCGACGUGCGGGAGGUGAAGGAGCUGCUGAGGGCCGGCGGGAGGGCGGGCCGCCGCACGCGGGCCGAGUCCGUCUGCACCGCCUCCACUGACGACAGCAGCUGCGCUGACAUGUGGAAAAAGCGGCUGAGGGAGAUCGAGGAGCAGGCCGCUGCCCGCUACAGGGGGCGGGGCCACGAGGAGGAGAGUGAGGGCGGGGACGGGGACAGGGACGAUGACGCGGAGAGCGUGCUCUCCGAAUCCAGCUCCCUCUACAACUUCUGCAAGAGGAACAAAGACACGCUCACGCCGCUGGAGAGGUGGCGGGUGAAGAGGAUCCAGUUUGGCUGGAACAAGAAGGAGGCCGAGGCGGAGAAGGGGACGGCGGGGGGUGAGCAGGGGGAAGGGGAGGAGGCCAAGGCUCCCUCACUGGAGGACGUCAACCUGACAGCCUACCAGAGCUGGAAGCUGAAGAAGCAGAAGAAGUUGGGCGAGGAGGACAAGGACGAGAUCGUGGAGCUGAGCAGGGCGCACGACUCGGCGCUGGCCAAGAGGAGGCAGCGGCGGGAGGAGAUCCUGGAGCGAUCGCGGCGCACGCUGGAGGAGAGCCAGUCCGUGUGCGGCUGGGAGACGGAGAGCACGCUCAGCGGCAGCACCAUCCCGCUCACUGCCUUCUGGAACAUGGCCACCGGCGCCAAGAGCACCGCCGACGACACGGCCUCCAUGCUCAGCAUGCAGAGCGGCCGGUCUGCCCAGUCUCAGGCUCGCAGCGCGCAGGGCUCCGUCCAAUCAAUGCCCAUGGCCCCACCCAUGACUCCACCUCUAAUGCCUCUGCCCAACAUGCAGGGCGUCGGCAGCGAGGGGAUUAACUUGGCCAGCAUCCAGAACUGGAUCGCGAACGUGGUGACGGAGACGCUGAUCCAAAAGCAGAAUGAGAUGCAGAUGAUGGGGGGGAGCCUGCCCCCGUCCCGCGCUGGCUCGGUCCUUAGUUUUGGGGGCCGUUCCCCGGCAGGAAAGAGCCAGGACGAUGACAAGGUGUCCAUGCUGAGCGGAGCCUCCUACUCCAGCAGUCUGUCGAAGGGAGGGGCCGAGUCUGUGCUCUCCGCUGGCGGGACAUCCAGCAUUUCAAGCCUUGGCUCCAGCAGGAGGAAAGUCACCAAGACCAGCGUGCCCCUCUACAGCCUCUUCCAGGACCAGGUGAACCUCCGCAAGCUCGACUCCAUGGACAAGGAGAUGAAAUCUGAGAUGAGGGAGAAGAUGUCCACCUACGAACUGCAGAAGAUUGCCUCGGACAACAAGCGCAGCACCCUGUUCAAAAAGAAGAAGGUCAAGGAGGAGAAUGACGAGGAUGGUGAGGACGAGAAGCCAGCAACGUCAAAGCCUGCGGCUAAAUACACCCCUGCCCCCACUCGAGAUAGAUUGGACACACCCUCCACUCGCACAGGGAGAUUCAGCAGCUCUGCUACGGAGAGAGACAAGGUCAGCAGCAUCGACAAGUGGCUCAACGAUAUCAAAGCGCCAUCCCGGUACCCGCGAGCCAACGGCGUGGAGAACACGGAGCCUCGGACCUCCAGGUCCUCACUCUCCAGAGAGCAGGUCGCAGAGUCCUCUGACUACACCUUCAGCAGAAGGAGGGAGUACUCAGAGAGCUCCUUUGACAGUGAGGGUGAGGACUUUGACAGUACAUCAAGAUUCUCCUCCGCAGCUGUGGAGGACUCAUUCUCCUCCAACCGUUUCCGAAGCAACGCCGUUGAUGCUGAUGACUACAUGGAUUCCAGCUCAGAACCAUCAUACCACUCCAGGAGGGUGCCCCCGGCAACAGAGCUCUUUUCCAACGGCUUGAAGGAGUCUCACAGCUACAGAAUGCGGAGGUCCUCCACCUCUGAAGAGGAAGAGGAAGAGGACUACGCAGCCAAGAAGACGUUCCCUCGUUACUCGCGGAACGAGGAUGACGGCGCGGAGGUGAGGAGAAGGGUCCGGGAGGAAGAGGACGAAGAGGAAGAGGUGUCCUCCUUCAUCAGCAGAUGCAGGCUAAGGUCCAGGACCCCGGUGGAUGAGGACAUUGAUGAAGAUGAUGUCAUCGCUGCCUGGAGAAGGCAGCAGGAGUCAAAACGGCACACUUACAGAGGCAGUGACUCCUAGUCCAGCCGCUGCAUGCAAUGAGCUUGGGUCUUUCACCUUCUCAACCACUCCUCAGGUUCCUGUUUGAUUUAACUCCUUUACUAAGGAACUCAACCUUGACAACACUGCGUGCAUUUUUCCUGUGUGGUCUUUACUUAAGCCUUGUUGCCCAGCAUUUGUUUGAAACUGAAAAUGUGACUGUAUUUUCAGACAAUUGGCAACUUUUUCACUGUUACAGAAAUGUCUGUAGUUAAGCCACAUUUCACCACGUGAUUGUUCAUGGAUUGUUAAUGAUUGUCAUAAAGUUCUGAACACACAGGAUUGCUGAAUUUAAAGGAAACAAUAAGAGAUGCUCACACAUAAAUCCUAACUAACACUUUUAUGAAUUUUUCAGUCUGUAUAUCAAACGCAAACAAUGUGAAAGUCCUACUCCCACCACCAAGUGUGGGUAUUUCACAGCCUGUGUAUCAGGAAUGCAAAA